Messenger RNA from Coprinopsis cinerea okayama7#130, 810 nucleotides. RefSeq lists its product as hypothetical. The record is from RefSeq and is a predicted model, not a curated record. The transcript has 2 exons. NCBI's taxonomy places the organism in Eukaryota, Fungi, Basidiomycota, Agaricomycetes, Agaricales, Psathyrellaceae. Bases 1 to 810 code for a protein of 269 amino acids.
AUGGCCUCCACAGAAAACGUCUACUACUCCCUUCGUCGCCCAGUCCAGCGCAGAAUAGACGCAGCGUUCACAAAAACAUUCAAAUCCCUAACGCCGUCCACGAGCGCCGAUUCAGGCGCAGGCUUCAUCGUUGAAGAUGCUACCCCAAACGUUGACGCCCAAUCACAAAUCCCACUCGACCUCGUCCCAGAGACACUCGAAUAUCUCAACUUGCCACCAAACGACCCAGAAGUUCUCUACGUCUUCAAGAACGCCGCUGAAGGAUGGAAAGGACCCAACGACAUAUCCGCCAACACACCCAAGCUCGGUGUGAGCCUCGAAGACUGGCGAUCUGUCUGCGCCAUCUUGCUCGAGAACGACGAAGACGAGGAAAUGAUGGAUGAAGAUGACGAAGGCGACGAUUCUGACGUUUACAAAGAACCUUCCUCGCCCUCAGAGGACGGCGGCGACAACGACGACGACGACGAAGACUUUGAACUGGGUCCCCGCGUUCGCCGUACUCGCCGUACAACCCGCCGCUCUUCCCGCUCUUCCUCUCCGUCCUUCUCCUCAACACCAAAUAAACUCACGAAAGCCCAAGAACAAUCCGCACUCGAUACCUACGGCCUGUUCUUCCCCACAGUACCCUUAUCAUCACUCAAAGACCAAAAACUCCUAAUCGCAGACAUCCAACGCGUCGCAACCCUGCUCAAGGAGAAACUAAAAGCCGAAGAGAUCAUCAACAUGCUCGAAAUGUUCUCCUCUUCGCCAGACAAAAGCAUGUCAUUCGACGACUUUACACGGAUGCUUGUCACCGCGAAGCUCAUCUGA